Messenger RNA from Danio aesculapii, 891 nucleotides. Its product is annotated as G-protein coupled receptor 35-like. The record is from RefSeq and is a predicted model, not a curated record. The transcript has a single exon. Gene Ontology annotation, biological process: phospholipase C-activating G protein-coupled receptor signaling pathway; positive regulation of Rho protein signal transduction. Gene Ontology annotation, cellular component: membrane. Gene Ontology annotation, molecular function: G protein-coupled receptor activity. Lineage: Eukaryota; Metazoa; Chordata; Actinopteri; Cypriniformes; Danionidae. The coding region runs from base 1 to 891 and encodes 296 amino acids.
AUGUCGAACAUCUCAGCUUUACUCCUGAACUCCAGCAUCUCCGGUUGGCAUCGUCCGCUGUGGUACCAGUAUGAGGCGUGUGCGGAGGCUCCACACUGGUUUAUCUUUUACUUCAGUGUGAAGAUAGUAAACUUGUUCGCAGGUUUCCCAAUGAAUGCUCUGGUGAUGUGGCAGAUCCUGAAGAAGAAGAGCGAGGGGUCAACAUCAGACAUCUUCAUCUUCAACCUCUCCGUCCUGGAUGCUUACUUUGGGCUGAUGACCCCGGUGGACAUGGUCAACCGCCUCUACUUCAAUGAUCCCACAAUCUGGUACUCCCAGAGGUUUGCAUACGGCCUGAAAGACACCACUCCGCUGUUCCUCACCUGUAUUUGUCUGGAUAGGUAUGUGGCUGUGGUCCAUCCCAUUCUGUUCACCGGCACGCGGGACGCUGGCAUCCGCAUCGGCAUCUCCAUGGUGGUGUGGGGACUCAUCCUGGCCUACUCUCUCACCAAAUGCAUUCUGGGUAUUUUAAGUGUGAACGAGGUGUUCAGCGGCCUCAUCCUCUCCGCCUUCUCCAUCAUGGUGUUCUGCAACCUGUCCAUCAUCUGGGUCCUCAGGAAAAGCGUGGCCGGGAAGGAGGUCAUGAAUCCGGUUAAGAAGAAGGCCUUUAAGAUGGUGAUGAGGGUGCUGGCCAUCAUCAUAGUGAACUAUCUGCCGCCGGUGGCCCUAAUGCCGUUUGCGUCCACGUAUUCGUUUGUGACUCUCCACUGUAAGGUUCUUCUAGCUGUGUUCUCCAUCAUGGACCUGAGCUGCACCAUUGAGCCUCUGCUCUACAUCUCGAAGAUGGAUCAAUCCACCUUCUGCUCCUGCUUAAAGAGUCCCUCAAAGAAACCCACCAAUGUGAGCGUCUGA